Molecule: messenger RNA, 786 nt
Organism: Punctularia strigosozonata HHB-11173 SS5
Lineage: Eukaryota; Fungi; Basidiomycota; Agaricomycetes; Corticiales; Punctulariaceae
Product: ubiquitin-conjugating enzyme
Exons: 7
Coding region: 89-622 (177 amino acids)
Biological process (GO): protein polyubiquitination; proteasome-mediated ubiquitin-dependent protein catabolic process
Molecular function (GO): ubiquitin conjugating enzyme activity
Source: RefSeq, a predicted model, not a curated record
CGCAGAUCGGUUACUCCCUCGCAGCUUCGGUCACUGGUCAGAUAUCAUUUCUGACGACGAACUACUGCCUUAGUGCUCUUUGGACGAAAUGUCGAAACCAGGCAGCCCGGCACCCGCAUCUAACACUCUGCUGCUCCGGCGUCAACUCACGGAGCUCACUAAGCAUCCGGUUGAGGGCUUCUCAGCAGGGCUCGUCGAUGAUGACAAUCUAUACGAAUGGGAGAUCUUGAUCAUCGGCCCUCCAGAUACCCUGUAUGAAGGUGGCUUCUUUAAGGCUCGGAUGACGUUCCCGCCAGACUUCCCCCUGAAUCCACCGAAGCUUCGGUUCAUCACCCCCAUGUGGCACCCAAACAUUUACCCCGACGGUAAUGUGUGCAUCUCCAUAUUACAUCCGCCUGGGGAAGACCAAUACGGCUACGAAGACUCGGGAGAGAGGUGGCUGCCGGUGCAUUCCGUGGAGUCGAUCCUCCUCAGUGUCAUUUCUCUCCUAUCCGCGGACAAGCCGAACCUCGACAGCCCUGCGAAUGUUGACGCCGCGGUAGAGGUUAGGACAAACUUUGAAGCCUACAAGAAGAAGGUUCGCCGUCUGGUCCGCCGGAGUGCGGAAGAGGCCUUCGAUUAGCGCACCCUAUCUUCAGUCGCGGAUUCCUCAGACUACCCCUCAUGACUUCACUGUUCAGGUUCACCCCGCCUUUUCUUCCGCUUUCGCAAAUGUAUAGCUUUCACAACACUUUGUAACUAUCCAUCCGCACUUCUGGUCGGCAUACACAUAAUCUAACCACUCGC